GAGUCGUACAACUGCACAGUUUCUCAUAGCAUAGUGAACUGCACUGACUCGCAUAGGGUGGUAAAUGUCAGCUUUUGGGUGUGUUUUCCUGCAGCGUGCGUAUAUAUGAGUGAGGACAUUUAAAGCUGAAGUCUCGUAACUCGCAGCUCGGUUCGCUACGCUGAGGAAUCCAUUGAGAGAAUUUCGCAGCGUUAGUCAUCGCGACAACUAUCCGCAGUGUGUGUAACAGUCGCCUAUAGCCUCUCUUGCACUUCUCGCACGAGAUCCACAGUGGGAGCCGCGCAGGGCUUGGCUACAGACGCACGGUGCACCGCUUGCGUGAUUUCUCCCGCACCCACCACCCGCAGAGGUUUAACUCAGGCGGCCGGCAUGCUCACACGCCGGUUGGGUCGGUGGCGGUGUGCCGGUGGGUGCCCGGGUCAUUAGGGUGUUUGCGCAGGACGUGGCGAGCCGACGCCAGUGACCGGGCAGGUGAUGUUUGCUCACGUAAGCUGCUCGCGUAUGAUGAGGGGCGCAGGGGACGCGUCUGGAGGGUGCGCGCUACUGUUGCAUCGCCUCACCGGAUAACCGCUGCUAUCUCAUCCUGUCCGUCUCUUCCUCCCCCGGUUUUUCUGUUCUUUUUUAAAUUUAUUGUUUUGCUUACAGGAGAGGAACUAUUUUCACGAGCGUAAUAAGUGGAUAAGGGACCCGACCUUGCGUUUGCGUGUGCGUGGAGUGCGUAUAGUUUCUUGUGAUUCCUCUGUACGCGCAAGCUGCUUUUUUUCAUACCAGAGGCAAUGCGCCCACCCAUGCGAUGCUAGCCUAUUAGCUGGAUAGAGAGUGAGAGAGAGAGCGAAAGAGAGAGAGAGAGAGAGAGAGAGAGAGAGAGAGAGAGAGAGAGAGAGAGAGAGAGAGAGAGAGAGAGAGAGAGAGAGAGAGAGAGAGAGAGAGAGAAAGAGAGAAGAGAGAGAGAGAGAGAGAGAGAGAGAGAGAGAGAGAGAGGUCCAGGUUUCAGCCCUGGAUUCGAGAGGAGGCUAAUUUACGAGUCUUGCUUUGCCUUUCAGGAAAAGGGGAGAUAAGAGGGGGAGGGUGGUUGGUGAAGGAGAAUGCAGCAAUCACAUUUUUAAGCAUGCAGAAGCGGGCCGUUUCCGGUUCCUAGGCUGGUGUGUGUGUCCCCCAUCCGAGGCCAGCAGCCGUAUGGGGAGAGCAGCGGCAGACACAGAUGGCAUGGACACUUCCACAAGGUCUGCCGCUCUGCCCUGCCUGCUCUGCCGGAGCCCGUUCGCCGCCGUCUCUCUCUUCCAGCUCGCUCCGCCGCCCAGCAGCACUGCAGCACAGCACAGGCUGACGGCAUGAGGCUUGAUCCAGUGCAUUUCUCCAUGCUGGUCAUCGGGGUCUCCUUCGCCUGUUACGCCCCGAGUCUCAACUCCCUCCAGGACCAGGCGUACCGAUCCGCCGUGGUCAUCGAGGGCGAGGUGCGCUCCUCCCCGGAGAACGUCUCCUCCCGGGAGCCCUACAGUGUGAAUGUCAAAGUGCUGGACGUGUGGCCCGUCAACAGCGGCGGCCUCGAGAGGGAGCAGCUCGUGACCGUCGGGGACUUCGGCUCCGAGGCCCCGUGCACCACGGUGGAGAAGGACCACAGAUAUAUCUUUUUCAUGGACCCCACAGCAGAGCCCUUGGUAUUCAAGGCAUCGUACGCCCCUGUGGACGCCAGCGAGCCGGAGCUGAAGAAGGAUGUGGAGCGAGUGUUGUGCGAGGACUGCGCCUCUGCUCCUAAGCUCCGGCUGAUGCGAGGCCAGGCUCUGGUGGAAGGGGAAAAGCUGUACUUGAAGUGCGAGGUGUCGGGGAAUCCCAACCCUUCCUUCCGCUGGUACAAAGAUGGACACGAGCUUCAGAAAGGCAGAGACCUCAAAAUAAAGACCAACAAAAAAAACUCCAAACUGCAGAUCAGUCGAGUCCGUGUGGAAGACUCCGGCAACUACACCUGUGUGGCUGAAAACUCACUAGGACAAGAAAACGCCACGAGUAUAAUCAGCGUGCAGAUCUUGACCACCACCACCCCGUCAUCAGGUGUGAGUCAUGCGAGGCGCUGCAACGACUCGGAGAAAGCGUACUGCGUCAACGGAGGCGACUGUUACAUCAUACAUGGUAUUAACCAGCUGUCCUGCAAGUGUCCCAAUGACUAUACGGGGGACCGCUGUCAAAACUCCGUCAUGGCCGGUUUCUACAAGCUUCUCAGAAUUGAAUUUAUGGAGGCGGAGGAGCUCUACCAGAGGCGGGUGCUGACGAUCACAGGCAUCUGUGUGGCGCUGCUGGUGGUUGGCAUCGUUUGUGUGGUGGCCUACUGCAAAACCAAAAAGCAGAGAAAGAAGAUGCACAGUCACCUACACCAGAACCAGAACCAGUGUGUGGAGCAGCCCAACCGCAUGCUGGCCAACGGGCCCAACCACCCCGGGCCCGGCCCCGGCCCCGAGGAGAUCCCCAUGGUCGACGUGAGUCAAAACUGUAGAAAUACACACCAGAAUCAGUACAUCUCCAAGAGCGUCCCAACGACAGAGUGUGUGAUCAGCCACGGAGCUGAGGGUGCAGGAAACUACGCAGGCAGCAGAAUGUCAACCCGCUCCCACCACUCAACCACUGCCUCACACGCUUCCAGACACGAGGAGCAGACGUGGAGCAUGGAGCGAACAGAGAGUAUGAACUCAGACUGCCAGUCAGGAGGGCUGUCCAGCUCUGUGGGAACCAGUAAGUGCAGCAGCCCGGCAUGCAUGGCGAGGAGGGCCACCCACUGGGGCUGCGGGGAUAUGUCCGGGCCAGGAAUGCAGUACGGGGAUUCCUACGAUUCUCUAAGAGACUCGCCUCACAGCGACAGGUAUGUGUCGGCGCUGACCACGCCAGCACGCCUGUCUCCGGUGGAGUUCCACUAUCCCCCGUUGCCGCCCCAGGUGCCCACCUUCCAGAUCACCUCGCCCAACACAGGCCACGCCCUCUCGCUCCCCCCCGCCGCUGCAGCCUACCACAGAGAGGACGACCAGCCGCUGCUACGAUGCCCAGAUGAUGGAAGUUUAUACAGGCAGCCCCGGCGUCCGAGGCGACCUUACCUGACGGAGAGCACAGGAAGUCUACCGUCGAGCCCCUAUCGACUCCCUGACGAGGAGGCCUACGAGACCACGCAGGAGUACGCCUCUUCGCGAGAACCCAUCCGCAGCCGGCGCCGCCCGCGACGUAACCGCCUCAACGGACACAUCUCGCAGCGUUCCACAGGCCUACGGGACUAUAGCUCGCAGAGCUUCAGCCAGUCAGAGGAGGAGGAGGAAGAAGAGGAGGAGGAGGACACUCACGGGGAGAGCACACCUUUCCUUAGUAUGCAGAACAUGAACAUGGACCCACCCUUAACCGUGCCGGGUUACCGCUCGUCCUCUGGUGCGGACACACGGACUCACCGCGGGCUGAGUCGGCCGGGGACGCGCAGCAACGGGCAGAGCCGCGGCGCCCAGUCGCACCGCUCCAAGGCUGACAACAUGCCCCUUUAAGACUCAACCCCCCCUGCCACCACCCACCCCUCCACCUCACACACUCCCCCUCCUCCUACACACAACCAGUGGACUAGAGACCUGCACCUAGGAGAAAUAUUUUUAUUUUGUAUAACAGACAGAUAUUCUAAACAAAUGAAAUAUUUAUUUUCAUUUCAGCAAAAAUUGUCUACUAGCUAACAGCAAAGACUUUUUUUAUAACGGGGGGAAAUAUUUAUAUGUAAAGUUUUUUGAUUUACAGCAUUAUGAGAGAUGAAAAAAUAAGAGAAUUACGUGCCAAUUUUUUCACAAGUUAGAUAAAUAGAAUAAUAUUGUGGUGCCUUUUGCUGUAUGCUGAAGUCGGAGGUCCCAUUGAGUUUUUGUAGCCUUUCUUAUAAAGACUCCUCGUUUUUUAUAGAGACCAACCCUCUUCCUUUUGCUUUGGUUUUUUCUCUGAUUUGGGAUCUUCCUCUUUUUUGAACUGUGAUCUGAUUAUGUCAUCAUGCAAUAUUGAUUCCUCCUGUGUUAAAGGUGUCUGUUUACAUGAGUAUGAUCCACGCGAUGCGCUCGUUCCACAGGGACAUUAGUCACUGACGCAACCGGAAGUGAAGGGUAGUUUUUUCUCGGAUGAAUCCCAUCGGCCAUUCAUGUUCUUGUUCGCUGCCUGUCAGUCAUUUGUUGUUAUUUCUGUGAAAACAAGAGUGUUAGGAAGUUGUUGAGGGGAAGUAAUUUCAGAUUCCUGUGUAGGUGUUCAGGGUGCUGCCAUGACAUUGGUGGUGGAUGAUGUGCGUGUGUGUUUGUGUGCCUGUAUGUACAUGAAGCCUAAUUUGGUUGACGCCUCACUUUGGAAAGUGUUUGCUCCUGUCACCAAUCCUCACGCUGCCAGAAGCUCCAUUGCACUGUAAGACCCUCCCUCCGUGAGCAGCCAUUGGCCAGGGAGCUGCCGAUCCAAACCUAACCAAUCCAGUUGUAAUCUAGCCUGACUCUGGCCUCCCAUGGACUGCCCAGCCCGCCCGUUUCCUAUGCCAGCAGCUUAGAGCCGCACUGUGUCUCAGGACUUCCCCAUCACAUCACCGCCAAGAGACUCAAAGCAGAGAGCGCACGUCCAUCCCAGUCACAGUUCAGUCCGCAGGCCAGAUCCACAUCCCCUCACUCUACUUCCUGUCCGUCCGUCCGUCAGGUUUGUUGCGUUCACUCGUGGCCACGAUUAAAGGAGCGUAGGAUUAAAAAAAAAUAAUAACUCUUGGAAUCAGAAGGGAGAUUCAGUUUUUUACUUUGUGUGUGUGUAAGUGGGCAUGUGUGUUGCUGAUGAUGAAAAAAGAUGCAGAGAACUCAUCUGUUAACUAUGUUGGGGCAUAGCUAGGAAUUAUGGGCCCCUUGAGAGGAGGAUAUUGCUCUGGGUCCCCUUUUUUUGUUUUACUGAUACAAAGCUACUACUUUUCGAGCUCUCUCUAGCUGUGGGCGCCAUGGAAUCGCCUCCAUCUUUCACCCCCUAUAGCGACGGCACUGCUCUGACGGGAAAAAGUGGGUAGAGAGCGAGUUUUUUUCUGAGACCGAUUUUACUUUUUGUUUAGCUCACAGCCAAACGGUGGUAUAUGAUAAUACUGAUUUCUGCAUUUUGCAUUCCUAUAUCUUUUAUUGAUUGAACUUAUUUUGCUUGGUCAUAUUGACUGAAUGAUCUGUUAUUUGUCUGUCUCUGUCUGUCCCCCCUCCACCUCGCAUCGCCACUCGCCUCUCCACGUCUUUCUCACCCGCCUUACAGACCUUCAGAAGCAACUAGCAGAUGAGUUUAGGCCCCAUGCUGAACAGCACAGUAACAGUAGGCUGAUGACAUCAGAAUCUCCACCUCCGGGUUUAGACAUCCUUUCAAGCUCACUAAGGAUAGUGAAACUGUCAGAUACAAUACGUGUCCCUAUUAGAGUUCAUUUCCAAUUUAUUUUGUUGUUUUCUUUCUUCACACAGGAGAUGCAUGGAUCACAGAUAAUGAAAUUAUCUUAAAAAUGGCGACCAACCCCUCAGGGGAAAUCAUGCUAGACAUUUAUAUUUAAAAAAUAACAUUAUUUGGGUUCACGACCCAAAGUUCUGGCUAGUUUUGUCUUACUAUCACUGUAAUCAAUCUGGGAUUUGCAAUGUGGAAAUAGUGCAAGUGAGGGUAGUGUGCUUCUAGAGCUAGUUGAAUUGUUAACACUCCCCCCCACCCUCUUUCUCCUCCCCCUGCACUCCCCUCUUUGCCCCCUUUACAUGCACACAUACAUACCACACACCAGACACGGCUCACACACAUUAUGAAGCACACACUGAGACAUGCACACACACACACAUGCACACACACACACACACACACACACAUGCACACACACAUGCACACACACACACACACACACACACACACACACACACACACACACACACACACACACACUCAUAUGACACACACACAAAGCCUUUACCAUGUUUGUGUUUGUCAAGAAGUUUGCCUUUGUCUUUUUUACCUCCCGACUCCCUCUCUCCUCCCUCCUCUCUCCCCCCCCCCAAACCCCUCUCCUAUCACCCCCGACCCCUCUGCAUGUCCUAGUGGUACUGGUAGUUGGGUGCAUGGAAAAAGCAGCAAGCAAAUCGUUUUUCCACUCGGUGAAAAAAAAAAAAAUGUGUCUUCAUUUUAACAUUCAGCAAUAAAUCCCCUUUCUCUUCAUGUCCAUCAUUUCUUGGAAUAUGCUAGAAGAUUUUUUGCAAGUUUUAUCAAAAACAUACUACUUGUAAAAGAAGAAAAAUCCAAAACCACCCCUUCAUAUGAAAAAUAAAACUUUAUUCCUACCAUUUUGGAACAGUCCUGUCAUCUUUGUAACUAAAAACAACUGAAAUGUGUUGUUUUUAAUUUACAGUGGUUUAGAAUCUGCUCUGUUUUAUAAAGAAGGAAUAAAGGCAAGAAGCCAGUGCACCAA
Gymnodraco acuticeps is the source of this 6433-nucleotide messenger RNA. It is a transcript of the gene nrg2b, whose product is annotated as neuregulin 2b. The record is from RefSeq and is a predicted model, not a curated record. The coding region runs from base 1332 to 3512 and encodes 726 amino acids. The transcript is spliced from 12 exons. NCBI's taxonomy places the organism in Eukaryota, Metazoa, Chordata, Actinopteri, Perciformes, Bathydraconidae. Gene Ontology annotation, biological process: nervous system development; animal organ development; intracellular signal transduction. Gene Ontology annotation, molecular function: signaling receptor binding.